This is a messenger RNA of Bipolaris oryzae ATCC 44560, 420 nucleotides long. RefSeq lists its product as uncharacterized. The record is from RefSeq and is a predicted model, not a curated record. The transcript has a single exon. Lineage: Eukaryota; Fungi; Ascomycota; Dothideomycetes; Pleosporales; Pleosporaceae. The annotation marks the transcript as partial.
AUGCUUCAGUGGCUUGUCGCAGCGGCUCGGCCUUUGAAACUCUAUGAGAUCACAGCUGCAGUAGCAGUGCCCUCUUAUGAGACAUAUCUGGAGACGGAAAGAUGGGUGCCUCAUUCUGAAUGGUUGUCAGACGUGCGUUUAGAGGGACCUCUCCAUACGCCCGAGUGGCUACGGAAACUGUGCGGGCCUCUCGUCCGAUUGACCUCAUCCAAGGAGGAAAUUUCACUUGCACAUUUCUCGCUCAAAGAAUACUUGACAUCUGGUAAACUUGGCAACAGCAGCAAUGCUCAAGUACAGAAGUAUAACGUCGCGCUUGCAGACGCACAUGCUCACAUCGCCACCGUCUCAUUGACAUAUCUAUGUUCGCAGGAACUAUCCAAGCCAUUCCGCAACAGACAAGAAUUGGACGAGCUGCGUCAG